AAGCGGCCAAAUACACGAUAUAUAUAUAUAUAUAUAUAUGAAACAAUAUUCAAAUCGUAUGAACAAAAUUAUUAAAACCAGCUUAGGUUGAUUAUUGUUAGAAAUAGUUGGCCAAAGAACAACAGAAAGAAAACAAUUACCAAAUGAAUCCAUGCAUGUAUAUAUUUACUAUUUAGUGAUGAGAGAAUAUUGAGAAUCUGUUCUCUAGUUUCUUCUCUCUUAGGGAGCUUAACAAAGAAAGAGGAGAGAAACCUAAGGAACCUUGGAAAUGACUGUAGAUUCAAUCGAUAAUGCCGCAUUUUCGAUCGACCAUGCCUCCUCGGAUUCGAAAGUUGAAGAAAUUAACGAUGCACCAAUAGAGCAAGUCAAGUUAACGGUUCCAAUAACAGAUGAUCCGACAUUGCCUUGUCUAACGUUCCGAACAUGGUUUCUAGGGAUAACUUCAUGUGCACUUCUAGCUUUCCUGGGACAAUUCUUUGGUUACCGCCAGAACCCGCUUUCUUUAUCCUCAGUUUGUAUUCAAAUUGUUGUUCUACCUAUCGGGAAAGUAAUGGCAGCAACUCUUCCGACGAAAUCCAUAACCAUCCCAUUGACGAAUUGGAAAUUUACGCUUAAUCCAGGACCAUUCAAUAUGAAAGAACAUGUAUUGAUCACAAUAUUUGCGAAUACAGGAUCAAGUGGUGUCUAUGCUGUCAAUAUUAUUACCAUUGUCAAAGCUUUUUAUCAUAAAAACCUGCAUCCUAUGGCUGCAAUGUUGUUGACACAGACCACACAGAUGUUGGGGUAUGGCUGGGCUGGUUUGUUCAGAAAAUAUCUUGUGGAUUCUCCAUAUAUGUGGUGGCCGUCAAAUCUUGUUCAAGUCUCACUUUUCAGAGCAUUGCAUGAAGUAGAGAGGAGACCUAAAGGAGGGCUAACAAGAUUACAGUUCUUUUUGGCUGUCUUAGUAGCAAGUUUUUCAUACUAUGUAAUCCCAGGUUACUUCUUUCCUUCGAUUACAUCUCUAUCCUUGGUUUGCUGGAUAUGGAAAGACUCAAUCACAGCUCAACAGAUUGGUUCUGGUCUCCAUGGCCUUGGUGUUGGUUCAUUCGCUUUUGAUUGGAAUACUGUAGCUAGCUUCUUAGGAAGUCCUUUAGCUACUCCGGCUUUCGCCAUUGUGAACAUACUUGCUGGGUUCUUCCUCAUUGUUUAUGUUUGCAUUCCUAUUUCUUACUGGAAUAAUAUAUAUGAAGCAAAACGUUUCCCUAUCUAUUCCUCCCAUGUGUUCACCUCUACCGGCGAGUCAUACAAUCUCUCACGGGCAUUUAAUGCGGAUACGUUCCAAUUCGACCAAGUUGGAUACGAUGCUUACAGCCCAGUUUAUUUGAGCAUUUUCUUUGCUUUCGCAUAUGGGUUAAGCUUUGCAACUCUUACAGCAACCCUCUCGCAUGUUGCACUCUUCCAUGGAAAGACUAUUGCAAAAAUGUGGAGACAAACCAGAGCAACGGUUCACGAUAACAUUGGAGAUGUACAUAAUAGAUUGAUGAGAAGUUAUGAACCAGUUCCUCAAUGGUGGUUUUAUACUAUCUUGUUUAUAAUGGUGUCUCUUGCUCUGAUUGCAUGCGAAGGAUUCGGUAGACAAUUGCAACUUCCAUAUUGGGGAAUUUUACUUGCUUGUGCAUUAGCUCUAUUUUUCACGUUACCUAUCGGUAUAAUCGCAGCUACCACAAAUCAGGCACCUGGAUUAAAUGUGAUUACUGAAUUGGUUAUUGGAUACUUAUACCCGGGGAAACCUCUUGCAAAUGUGGCUUUUAAGACCUAUGGUUAUAUCAGUAUGACUCAAGCCUUAACUUUUCUUGGAGAUUUCAAACUUGGUCAUUACAUGAAGAUCCCUCCUAAGGCCAUGUUUUUUGUUCAGUUGGUGGGUACUGUAGUCGCAUCAUCUGUCUACUUCGGAACGUCAUGGUGGCUAUUGACAACGGUAGAGAACAUAUGUGACCCAUCGAAGUUACCUGACGGAAGUCCAUGGACUUGUCCCAGCGACGAUGUGUUCUACAACGCAUCUAUAAUAUGGGGUGUAAUUGGACCAUUACGUAUGUUUGGAGCGUUAGGAGUAUAUGUGAAACUAAAUUGGUUCUUCCUCAUUGGUUUACUAGCUCCUGUACCUGUUUGGUUACUAACAAAAAUAUUCCCAGAGAAAAAAUGGAUUAGACUGAUCAAUAUGCCUGUAAUCCUGGGAGCUACAAUGAACAUGCCCCCAGCAAGGGCAGUAAACUAUAUAUCAUGGGGUGUUGUUGGAAUCUUCUUCAACUGUUAUAUUUACAAAAAAUAUAAGAGUUGGUGGGCAAGACACAAUUACAUUUUAUCAGCUGGAUUGGAUGCUGGGAUUGCUUUCAUGGCGUUAUUAGCGUAUGUGACUCUUCAAAGCAAGGAUAUAAAUGGUGUAGAUUGGUGGGGUUUGACAUUUGACGAUCACUGUCCCUUGGCUACAUGCCCUACAGCUCCUGGGGUUGUAGCCGAAGGAUGUCCUGUUCAAUAGUGAAAGUUACAACAUACGGAAUAUAGGUACUUGAGUUUAUGGGCUAUAAUUGCGUAUCUUGUAAUCUCUAUUGUAAUCUCUACAUGUGUAUAAAAUUAGGAUUGCAUGUAAAUCUAUGGCAUGGUUUCAGUGUGUACAGUUCAUAAAUUAAUUCUCUUUAUGAUAUAGAUCAAAAAAUAAUGAGCUUGGAAA
Papaver somniferum (opium poppy) is the source of this 2707-nucleotide messenger RNA. RefSeq names its product oligopeptide transporter 5-like. The record is from RefSeq and is a predicted model, not a curated record. The coding region runs from base 269 to 2515 and encodes 748 amino acids. Gene Ontology annotation, molecular function: oligopeptide transmembrane transporter activity. Gene Ontology annotation, biological process: transmembrane transport. NCBI's taxonomy places the organism in Eukaryota, Viridiplantae, Streptophyta, Magnoliopsida, Ranunculales, Papaveraceae. The transcript has 7 exons.